Messenger RNA from Ipomoea nil (Japanese morning glory), 1307 nucleotides. RefSeq names its product gibberellin 3-beta-dioxygenase 1-like. Gene Ontology annotation, molecular function: gibberellin 3-beta-dioxygenase activity. The record is from RefSeq and is a predicted model, not a curated record. The transcript is spliced from 2 exons. NCBI's taxonomy places the organism in Eukaryota, Viridiplantae, Streptophyta, Magnoliopsida, Solanales, Convolvulaceae. Gene Ontology annotation, biological process: gibberellin biosynthetic process; response to light stimulus. Bases 102 to 1214 code for a protein of 370 amino acids.
GUCAUCACAUCUCUUUCACAUACAGCUUCAGCUCUCUCUAGCAACUACAAGAACAAACUUACUAAUAAUCAAUUCAUAAUUAUUAGCUUAUUGAUUAGAAAAUGCCUUCAAGAGUUUCAGACGACGACUUUGAGGUCAACCGGCCUUAUGUUCAACAAAAACAAUACUUAGACUUGAGCGCGGCGAAGGAAUUGCCGGAGUCGCAUGCAUGGACGACGGCGGCCGACGGCGACGUGGUGGGUGGCGGCGCGGAGGAGUCGAUCCCGGUGGUGGACCUGGGGUCGAGGGGCGCGGCGGAGCAGAUAGGGCGUGCAUGCAAGACGUGGGGUGCGUUUCAGGUGAUCAACCACGGCAUUUCCGGGGAGUUGCUGUGGCGGGUGGAGUCCGCCGGAAAACGCCUCUUCUCCCUCCCCUUGCACCAGAAGCUGAGGGCCGCCCGCUCCCCCAACGGCGUCUCCGGCUACGGCGUCGCCCGGAUUUCUUCCUUCUUCCCCAAACUUAUGUGGUCGGAAGGAUUCACCAUCGUCGGCUCCCCGCUCGAACAUUCCCGCCUUCUUUGGCCCCAAGACUUCAACUCCUUCUGUGAGGUGGUGGAAGAAUACGAGAAGGAGAUGAAAAAGCUGGCGGGGAGAAUGAUGAAGCUAAUCUUGGAGUCAUUGGGGGUGGCAGAGGAAGAUGCAAAAUGGGGUGUGGAAUCCAAAGGAAGGUGUUCUGCCCUGCAGCUCAACUCCUACCCGGCAUGCCCUGAUCCGGGUCGGGCCAUGGGGCUAGCAGAGCACACGGAUUCCACCGUCCUCACCAUCCUCCACCAGAACAACACCAGCGGCCUGCAGGUCUUCCGGGAAGGCGCCGCCGGAGGCUGGGUCACCGUGCCGCCCAUCCCCGGCGCGCUCGUCAUAAACGCCGGCGACCUCCUCCACAUACUCUCCAACGGGCUCUACCACAGCGUGCUCCACCGCGCGGUGGUCAACCGGAGCAGCCACCGCCUCUCGGUGGCGUACCUGUACGGCCCGCCGCCGGGGAUCAAGAUAUCGCCGCUGCCGAAGCUGGUGGCGGAAGGGCAGCCGCCGCUGUUCAGGGCAAUCACGUGGAGCGAGUAUCUUCGCACCAAAGCCAAGCACUUCGACAAGGCGCUGUCCUCCGUCCGACUAAUUUGCGCCCCUAGAAACCCAUUUUCCGAUACCAACGAUCAUAAUCGGGUCCGGGUUGGCUAAGCUUAAUUUGCAUUAUAUUGUUAAUUCAUCUUUUAUUGUAUUGUAACACCCAUUGAGGAUAAUAAUUAAUUAAGAAACACAAUUUUUGUUUCC